UUGUAACAGGUGCAUGAGUUAUUUCAUUAAAGAAUUAAUUCAUUGACAGGUAGUCAUUUCAUUUAAUUAAAGCCAUUUUAAGUGCCAAAUUAAUUGUAUUUAUUAUAAAAAUUUACAAUUCUGAUUCGUUUAUUUAUUAAUAUGUUACAAGAUAAGGAAUAUUUAAUGAAAAGAAUUAAAGAAAAUUAAUAAAUAAGUAAAAAAAGUGUAUAAUUCAUCAUGACACGAGUGCUGACAUCUAGUCUCGAGUUUCUCAACUACAUUCAUAAACAACUUGCAUAGUUGUCAUUCAGUUAUCAGAAGAGAAAACGGAGAAAACACAAGCAACAGAAGUGAAAUUAAAAUAUGUUAGAGAAAACAAUUAUCUUUUAAUUUUAUGUCAAUAAAAAUAAAAUAUUAUCUGAAACCAUUAUAUUUGAGAACAUAUUUCUUUAAAAUAUCUCUGAUGGAUAAAUUAAUGACAGUUAAGAAGACAUUAUGUCCAUAUCAGGAGAAAUGUUAUCGAAAAAAUCCCAUCCAUUUCAACGAAAUGUCACAUCCCCACUUGGAGAAACUGGUAAUAAAUCGCCUCGACGAUAUUUUAACGAUUCCUACUCAUCUCGACUUUGAGUGUCCCGACAGAUCUCAGUUGCUGGAUCAACUAAAAGUUUUGCAAAUUGUCCUCAAAAAGGAGAGAGAUCGAAAUGGAGGGACUGCAAGUCAAGAAUCAUCAAAAAUUCCAGAGAGUACAAAAAAGACAGUAACUGAUUCACCAAAAAAGAAUUUAACCCCCAAAGGCAAGGAGACAAUAUCCGAUGAUUUAAAGCAAAAAAUAGAGCGAAACAGACAAGCAGCAUUGCUAAGAAGGGAAAAUAAAUUAAAAGUACUUGACGCAAAGGCCGAAUUACUUGCAAGUUACGAAUCUAGUUCGAGUGGACGGGAAAAAUCUCCAAAACCAAAUUUAAAACGAAAUAUCACCAACACUGAUGUGACUAAUCAAAAGAAAGCGAAAACAUCAGAUUCAACUUUCUCCUCUCAGUCCAGUUCGAGUUCAAGUACAAAUAAAAAUUCAUCGUCAUCAAUAGCAGAGGAUUUUUCUCUCUGUAAAACGUCAGCGGGUCGUGAAAAUAUUCGAAGGCAAGCUUUGGAAAAAAUGCAAAUGGCUGGAUUUAAGGCGAAUAUCGUUGAACCUGGUGAAUUUGCUCUAAAAUAUGCACUCUCGGAGCCCUAUCAUUUAUUUUUCACUCGAGUUGAAAAAAUUAAGGAAACCUACAAUCAACCUCUCUCGAUAACAUUACCAGAAGUUCUCGAUAUUAGUCUUGGCGAAAUUGUCGAGAGUUUGCAUUUUAAUUUCAUGAUUGACAUCGGUUGGGUGUGUCUUCAAUAUCUCUUGGCAGCUCAAUCGGCCAAAAUGCUUGUAUUCUAUGAGAGUCGAGUCGACACCGAACCAUUGCCAGCAAAUAUCACUGCUAUCGAAAUUCCAAAACCCUCAGCUUUCGGUUGUCAUCACACGAAAGUUUCGCUUUUGAAAUAUAAAGACGACGGUAUUAGAAUUAUUGUCUCGACAGCUAAUCUCUAUUCCGACGAUUGGGAAAAUAGAACACAAGGAGUUUGGAUAUCGCCCCAUCUUCCACGACUUCCAGAAUCGGCAAAUUCAAACGAUGGAGAAUCGCCAACUGGUUUCAGAAAGGAUUUCGAACGUUAUCUAUUGACCUAUAAACAGGGGAAUUUAACAGAAUGGAUUUACGCAAUAAGAAAUGCAGAUUUCUCGGCAGUAAAUGUAUUUUUCUUGGCAUCAGUGCCGGGAAGUCAUAAAGGACGAGACGCCAAUAAUUGGGGGCACAAAAAAUUAUCGACAAUUCUUUCUCAACACGCAAUAUUACCGGCUGACUCGUCAUACUGGCCAAUUGUCGCUCAAUGCUCAAGUAUUGGUAGUUUUGGUCCUAAUUUCGAAAAUUGGCUACAAAAAGAUAUUGUCACAUCAAUGUCAAAGGAGAAGAAUGCAGGAUUGAAGAGUACUCCUAGUUUUCAAUUUGUUUAUCCGUCAAUCAAUAAUUUUACCGGCAGUAUUGAUUGUCGUGCGGCUGCAUGCUGUUUGCCUUAUAGUAUGAAAACGCACUCGAAACAGCAAUGGAUCGAGAGUUAUAUGUACCAAUGGAAAGCGAGUAAAAUUGCGAGAGACAGAGCAAUGCCACAUAUUAAAUCAUACACGAGAAUUUCGCGAGAUUUCCAAAAAAUUCCUUGGUUUGUUUUAACCAGCGCAAAUUUGAGUAAAGCUGCUUGGGGAACAUUCAGAAAUUCGAAUUAUAUUAUGAAUUACGAAGCUGGUGUUGUUUUCAUUCCAAAAUUUAUAACAAAAGAAACGACAUUUCAAAUUAAAAAGGAAGAAUCUUCGGAUAUUCCUGUUUUUCCAAUGCCAUAUGACCUUCCACUGACUCGUUAUGGACCACAGGACAAAGCAUUUGUGAUAGAAUUUUUUGAUAGUGCAUAAAACAAUUUCUACUAACUAAUUAAAGGUAAUACUGAUAAAAUCUGGUAUUAUUUUCCACAAAAUAAAUUAUCAAGAAUAUUUAAAUUCUACCGGAAAGAAAUUAAUCAAUUUUAUUUCAAUUCUAUACAAAUUAAAUUGUUCGUUUAUUAUACAAAGAAAAAGCACAUGUACAGUAUAUUUUCAAAUAAUUAUUUUCUAAUAAA
Molecule: messenger RNA, 2673 nt
Organism: Leptopilina heterotoma
Lineage: Eukaryota; Metazoa; Arthropoda; Insecta; Hymenoptera; Figitidae
Gene: gkt
Product: probable tyrosyl-DNA phosphodiesterase
Exons: 6
Coding region: 377-2470 (697 amino acids)
Biological process (GO): single strand break repair; double-strand break repair
Cellular component (GO): nucleus
Molecular function (GO): double-stranded DNA binding; 3'-tyrosyl-DNA phosphodiesterase activity; single-stranded DNA binding
Source: RefSeq, a predicted model, not a curated record